CACACGGAACACAGCGGCCGGCUGCGCCCGUCUGACUGGAUCUACAAUCCUACAGGGGGAACCGAACACUCCCGGCCCACCUUACAGCUGCAAAUCCCACCUUUCCUCCCCGGCUCCGGUUCGAGGCUGAGACAUGAAUAAUACCCGUCUUUCAUUGUGGAUUUUUCUGCACUGGGCACUGGUGCUGCUGGCGUCCGGACUCGGAGAGAAUGCGGUUCUGAAAGAUGGAGAGGAUGGGUUGAAUAAACUGUCGAACGACAACAAAUCUGUCCAAGACCACAUCAAGUUCAACAUGCGCAAGAGUCUGGAUUUUGACCAGGAAGGCUGCUACCUGCAAGUGGGCAACAAGGAGGGUCUGCAGGAGUGUGGCUUCAACGCCACAGCCAAGACCAUCUUCAUCAUCCACGGCUGGACGAUGAGUGGGAUGUUCGAGAGCUGGAUGUACAAACUGGUCUCUGCAGUGAUGCAGCGGGAGAGCGAGGCCAAUGUGGUGGUCGUUGAUUGGAUACCCCUGGCACAGCAGCUGUACCCCGAUGCAGUCAACCACACCCACAGCGUCGGCCUCAGCAUUGCCUUAAUGCUCAACUGGCUUCAGGAUGAGCAACAGCUACCCUUGGAGAACGUGCACCUGAUUGGCUACAGUCUGGGGGCCCAUGUAGCAGGCUACGCAGGAACAUUCGUACAAGGGACCAUCGGCAGGAUCACCGGUCUGGACCCAGCGGGGCCGAUGUUUGAAGGUGUAGAGGAGGAGAGGCGACUCUCCCCAGAUGAUGCGGACUUUGUCGAUGUUCUGCACACCUACACCCGAGAGGCCUUGGGCAUGAGUAUUGGAAUCCAGCAGCCAAUUGGGGACAUUGAUAUCUAUCCUAACGGAGGCGAGGUGCAGCCAGGCUGUACACUGGGGGAUGUGCUUGCAAUGGCGGGGAAUUUCAUGGAGGUGAUCAAGUGCGAGCAUGAGCGUGCCGUGCACCUGUUUGUGGACUCCCUGAUGAACAAGGACCACAUGAGCUUUGCCUUCCAGUGCACCGGCCCCGACCGCUUCAAGAAGGGCAUCUGCCUCAGCUGCCGCAAGAACCGCUGCAACAACAUUGGCUACAAUGCCAAAAAGAUGCGCAAGAGGCGCAACAGCAAGAUGUACCUGAAGACACGUGCAGAUACUCCCUUCGGAGGCUACCACUACCAGAUGAAGAUGCACGUGUUCAACAGAAAACAGUCCGACAACUCAGACCCCACCUUCCACGUCAAAUUGUACGGCGGCCAUAACGACACGGAAAACAUGUUUAUUGACGUCCCUGAUGGCAUCAGAUUGAAUCUGACCAACACCUUCUUGGUGUUUACCGAGGAGGACAUUGGCGACCUGCUGAAAAUCAGUUUGACCUGGGAGGGGGCAGGUGACUCCUGGAGCUCUGUGUGGAAAAACUUCAAGCAGUCCUUCUGGUCCUGGAAUAGCACGCCUGCCAAGCCUGUGCUGGAGGUGCGGCGGCUCCGUGUAAAAGCUGGAGAAACACAGAAAAAGUUUACCUUCUGUGCCCAAGACCCUUCAAAGACUGAAAUUUCUCCGGGGGAGUCGAUAACCUACGUGAAAUGUCGUGAUGGCUGGGAGGUGAAACCGAGAAAACGGCUGCCGAUGUAAGGAUUUUAGCACUUCCAACAAGCAACGCAGCACCGCCAUGGGGACCUGGGGCAGAACAGCAAGAAGGGACCGCCUUCCUGUCAUCUGAGCACUUUGACUGGAGGAUUGAUCAGCACGCAGUUGGAGGGGCCCUACUAUUUCGGGGGUUCUUUAUGCACCUGGACGGUUUCCAUUGGUCCGUGGUAACAAUGACUCUGGGCUUGCACGGCGAGGGACAGCAUGCGGGCGGCACAUGAGGAGGGCCUGAAAGCGUUGGAUUGCCUGCAGAUUCAAACAAUGUUCCUUUUUAUAUGGACUAUAGCUGUCAACUUGGAUUAGUGAAGUAGUUUACAGAUCCGUGUCGGUGGGACAUACACCAGCAAAUGUAGUCGCUUUACUGUACAUUUUUAAAACGAGAUUUUAUUUAUGAAGAAUGGAAGCACUGCAAGACCAAGCCUAUUUAUCUAAGCACACCCAAUACUGAAGCACAUGUUGAAUGCAUUUCCCCGUGUGUGUGUGUGUGUGUGUGUGUGUGUGUGUGUGUGUGUGUGUGUGUGUGUGUGUGUGUGCGUGUGAGAGAGAGAGAGUGGGCCUGUGACCAAGAAGCGUGCCUUUCUGCUGAGAGAGAUUAUUGAUACACUGUAACUGAAGGAUAUGAAAUGAACUCGUUGCACAUGGUCUUUCAGAGUUUCUGUGUUGUAUUGUAU
Messenger RNA from Lampris incognitus (smalleye Pacific opah), 2319 nucleotides. It is a transcript of the gene lipg, whose product is annotated as lipase, endothelial. Gene Ontology annotation, biological process: lipid metabolic process. Bases 134 to 1633 code for a protein of 499 amino acids. Gene Ontology annotation, molecular function: protein binding; lipoprotein lipase activity. The transcript has 10 exons. Lineage: Eukaryota; Metazoa; Chordata; Actinopteri; Lampriformes; Lampridae. The record is from RefSeq and is a predicted model, not a curated record.